Messenger RNA from Rhinopithecus roxellana (golden snub-nosed monkey), 3738 nucleotides. RefSeq names its product sialic acid binding Ig like lectin 5 (gene SIGLEC5). Gene Ontology annotation, molecular function: sialic acid binding. The record is from RefSeq and is a predicted model, not a curated record. Gene Ontology annotation, cellular component: plasma membrane. The transcript is spliced from 8 exons. Bases 165 to 1817 code for a protein of 550 amino acids. Gene Ontology annotation, biological process: cell adhesion. Lineage: Eukaryota; Metazoa; Chordata; Mammalia; Primates; Cercopithecidae.
GAUCUCACUCAUGACUGAAACAUCAUUUGAGGGGUGAUCACCUCCAGAUCCCCAGCUGGACAAGCCUUGCAUCGUCUGGGGGCCUCAGUAUCUUCACCUGCAGCGUCCAGUGGGGGUGGGAGCAGGAUGGCUUCCCAGCCCCCGCCUCACCCAGACAGCACGUGAUGCCCAAGUUCUCCUUCUGUCUACAGCCACAGCUCUCACUCACCCUCCGGCUUCCUGUCGGGGCUUCUUCAGCCCCACCCCACAUUUGGGGCAUUUCCUUCCCUGACAGAGGGACCUGGGACCGGGCUGGGGCCCUGGCGGAUGGAGACAUGCUGCCCCUGCUGCUGCUGCCCCUGCUGUGGGGGGGGUCCCUGCAGGAGGAGCCAGGGUAUGAGCUGCAAGUGCAGAAGUCGGUGACGGUGCAGGAGGGUCUGUGCGUCCUCGUGCCCUGCUCCUUCUCUUACCCCUGGAAUGCCUGGUACUCCCCUCCCCCACUCUACGUCUACUGGUUCCUGAACGAGAAGAGCCCAUACUAUGAUGAGCCUGUGGCCACAAACAACCUAGGCAGAAAAGUGAAGUCAGAGACCCAGGGCCGAUUCCACCUCCUUGGGGAUGUCAGGAACAAGAACUGCUCCUUGAGCAUUGGAGAUGCCAGAAUGGGGGACGCGGGAAGCUAUUCUUUUCGCGUGGAGAGAGGAAGGAAUGUAAAACAUACCUACGUACAGAAUAAGCUGAACUUGGAGGUGACAGCCCUGACAGAGAAACCCGAUGUCCACUUUCUGGAGCCUCUGGAGUCCGGCCGCCUCACAAGGCUGAGCUGCAGCCUUCCAGGAUCCUGUGAAGUGGGACGACCUCUCACAUUCUCCUGGACGGGGGAUGCCCUCAGCCCCCUGGACCCCGAAACCACCCGCUCCUCGGAGCUCACCCUCACCCCGAGGCCCGAGGACCAUGGCACCAACCUCACCUGUCAGGUGAAACGCGGAGGAGCUCAGGUGACCACGGAGAGAACUAUCCAGCUCAAUGUCUCCUAUGCUCCACAGAACAUCACCAUCUUCAGGAAUGGAACAGCCCUAGAGAUCCUGCAAAACACCUCGACCCUUCUGGUCCUGGAGGGCCAGGCUCUGUGGCUGCUCUGUGAAGCUCCCAGCAAUCCCCCUGCACACCUGAGCUGGUUCCAGGCAUCCUCUGCCCCGAACGCCACCCCCAUCUCCGAUACUGGGAUCUUGGCGCUUCCUCGAGUAGAGUUUGCAAAAGAAGGAGUCUUUACCUGCCGUGCUCAGCACCUGCUGGGCUCCCUGCACAUUUUUCUGAAUCUCUCAGUUUACUCCCUCCCACAGCUGCUGGGCCCCUCCUGCUCCUGGGAGGCUGAGAGUCUGCACUGCAGCUGCUCCUUUCGAGCCUGGCCAGCCCCCUCCCUGUACUGGUGGCUUGGGGAGAAGCCACUGGAGGGGAACAGCAGCCAGGGCUCAUUCAAGGUCAACUCCAGCUCAGCUGGGCUCUGGACCAACAGCUCCCUGAUCCUCCACGGUGGGCUCACCUCUGGCCUCAAAGUCAGCUGCAAGGGCUGGAACACCUAUGGGUCCCAGAGCGGCUCUGUCUUGCUGCUGCAAGGGAGAUUGAACCUCAGGACAGGCGUGGUUCCUGCAGCCCUUGGUGGUGCUGGUGUCAUGGCCCUGCUCUGUAUCUGUCUGUGCCUCAUCUUCUUUUUAAUGAUUCCAGGAAGAAGCCCUGGUCAGACAGCCCCAGAGACCAAGCAUCUCCUGCUGGGGAUACCCCUCCCUUGGGAGAACAACAGGAGCUCCAUUAUGCCUCCCUCAGCUUUUCUGAGAUGAAGUCGAGGGAGACUAAGGACCAGGAGGCCCCAAGCACCACGGAGUACUCAGAGGUCAAGACAAGCAAGUGAGAACUCACCCAGAGCUCAGUCCUGGCCGGAGGAACCACAGCCUGUCUGGGGGGAAGGACAAGUCAGGGACCACUUGCUGAAGCAUGAAGAGCCCUUGUGACUAACAUUAACUGAUGUGUAAGUGCUCCAAGCAGAGCAGAAAGAAGAUAGAUGAUGGAAUUGGAGAGGUGGGCUCAAACCCAGGCCCUGGUACUGUCAUCAAGCAAUUCACUGCAUCCCUCUGUGCCUCAGUUUCCCAUUCUGUAAAUCAGAGAUCAUGCAUGUUACCUCAAAGGUUGUUGUGACCAUUAAAGAAAGCAACACAUGGAAGUCAACCAACACAGGUCCUGGCACAGGGCAUGUGCUCAGUGCUUGCUGGUCUCUCUUCCUUGAAUAGGAAGGUCCUGUUGGCAAAUUCUGUCAAGGCUGGGGAUGACCAGGUACAAAAAAAGAGGGCAGCAAUAUGUUGGUGUCACUCCCCUUCCCAGAACUCUUCAAAGACUCCCUAGGAGAGACCAGCCCCUCAGCCUGGCACUUGGUUCAUGAUGUGGGAUCUUACAUCCUUGCCAGGGUCAUAUCUUUGCCCACUUUUACCUGCAAUCCUUGCAUCAUAUUCCGUCAGCUCCAGUCCUUCAUUUAUGAGACCCACAGGAAUCCUUCCAACAGCCAAAGAGUUGAGUCUAACUCUUUCCUGCCCAAACCCAUUCAUGGCCCCCUGCCCUUAGACAAUACAUCACAAGCACCUCCCCUGUCACUUAAAGUCCUUCAUGACCUCCCUGCUAUCUAUUUAUUUAUACUUUCCUCUUGGCCAACCCUUCCUUAAGCCUUUCAUGCUGGUUCAUACAACACUUUCUUUGCAAUUUGAGAUUACUCCUCCUGGAAGUCGUGCCUCCUUGCUUUCAUCUGGCUUACACUAUUUUUUCCUCCAAACAUGAGUUCAUGGGUGGUCUUGGGUUGGAAGAGUGGACUGAAGAAAGUAAUUAUGCUCUUCUUCCUCUAAAAUUGAACUAAUUAAUUUUUUUAAAUGCUAAACCAAAAGCAGCUAAAAAUUCGCCAGUUACUUAUCUAGCUUUCUCCAAACCCAGAUAAAUGAUGAUGUUAGAAACUUUAGCAAGUGGCCAUGAGGAAAUGAAUGGAUAAUUCCAGUGGAGUACUGGGAGGACACUGAUUCUCAAUAUCUACCACCCAAACCUCGUUUUCAUCACUGUAAAGAAGUUGAAUUGUGACUACUGCUUUGGUUAUGACAGGUUGGAUAAUUUUGAUCAAGCCUUGUGUUGAAAAUAAUAAAAUCUUUUGGGGAAAAAAUGAGAAUAGAAAAAGAAUACUUCCCUUAAAUAGUACAGAAUGCCUGAAAAUAAAAUAGGAGCUUAGGAGGCCAAAAUUUUGGGGAAAGCCUGAACCCAGAAAAGUAAGCAGAAUCACUAAGCCAAAAUUCCCAAGGGCAUUUGCUCAUAUUGAAAAAGGGAGCUUUGGUUCUGUGGUCUUGCAUGUGGCUCUGGAAAUGAAGGUCAAAUCUAUGGCCCAGCGAAAGGUUGGGAAUGUCAAAAGAGACCAUCUCCACAUUGGGUUUGUGUCAAGUAAGGCUGAAUCAAAGAAAACUGAAGACAAAGAAAAAAAUCUGAACGGCUACCAGAGAAAAAGGAUCGCCUUCAAAAGAAAAGUCAUUUAAUUGACAGCUGAAUUAUCAGUAGCAACCUGGAGAGUAGAAGAAGGCAAAUACUAUUUCUAACAUCAAUUUGUAAUCUAUACGCAGUAAAGUCAACUCAAAAAUGAGAGCAAUAAUGAACUUUCAGAGCAAGUAAAUGGGGGAACUUUAAUAAAAACAAAAGAUAAUUUAGAAUUCCUGACAAACACAGCAGCUAAGUACCAAG